Messenger RNA from Heterocephalus glaber (naked mole-rat), 6275 nucleotides. It is a transcript of the gene Gabrg1, whose product is annotated as gamma-aminobutyric acid type A receptor subunit gamma1. Gene Ontology annotation, molecular function: extracellular ligand-gated monoatomic ion channel activity; GABA-A receptor activity. Lineage: Eukaryota; Metazoa; Chordata; Mammalia; Rodentia; Bathyergidae. The record is from RefSeq and is a predicted model, not a curated record. Gene Ontology annotation, biological process: chloride transport; monoatomic ion transmembrane transport; gamma-aminobutyric acid signaling pathway. Gene Ontology annotation, cellular component: membrane.
UCCUACCUGGUGAGGAGGUGUAUCGCCUUUCCACACUCGCCCUGCUCCUACUCUGCGGGUGCUGAGGAGGGAAGCAAAGUCCUGGAGACUGAGCCAGUACAGCACCAACAGAAAAAGAGAUCCCGAUCCGAUCCGAUGGGUUCUUGGGAAGCUUUUCUCUUCUCCCCUUUUCUUCUGUGGAGUCAAAGUAGAGGGGUGAGAUUGAUGUUCUUAUUACUGACUCUGCAUUUAGGAAACUGUGUCGAUAAAAUAGAUGAUGAAGAUGAUGAGGAUUUAACAGUGAACAAAACAUGGGUCUUGGCACCAAAAAUUCAUGAAGGAGAUAUUACACAAAUUCUCAACUCAUUGCUUCAAGGUUAUGACAAUAAACUUCGUCCAGACAUAGGAGUGAGGCCUACAGUAAUAGAAACUGAUAUUUAUGUAAACAGCAUUGGACCAGUUGAUCCCAUAAACAUGGAAUACACAAUAGAUAUAAUUUUUGCCCAAACCUGGUUCGACAGUCGACUGAAAUUCAAUAGUACUAUGAAGGUGCUUAUGCUUAAUAGUAAUAUGGUUGGAAAAAUUUGGAUUCCUGACACUUUCUUCAGAAACUCAAGAAAAUCAGAUGCACACUGGAUAACAACUCCUAAUCGUCUGCUGCGAAUUUGGAAUAACGGACGAGUUCUUUACACCCUAAGGUUGACAAUUAAUGCAGAAUGUUAUCUUCAGCUCCAUAACUUUCCUAUGGAUGAGCACUCCUGUCCACUGGAAUUUUCAAGCUAUGGAUACCCUAAAAAUGAAAUUGAAUAUAAAUGGAAAAAGCCUUCUGUAGAAGUGGCUGAUCCUAAAUACUGGAGAUUAUAUCAAUUUGCAUUUGUGGGUUUAAGAAACUCAACUGAAAUUGCUCACACAAUCUCUGGGGAUUAUGUUAUCAUGACAAUUUUUUUUGACCUGAGCAGACGAAUGGGAUACUUCACUAUUCAGACCUACAUUCCAUGUAUUCUAACAGUUGUUCUUUCUUGGGUGUCUUUUUGGAUCAAUAAAGAUGCAGUACCUGCGAGAACAUCACUGGGUAUCACUACAGUUUUGACUAUGACAACCCUGAGUACAAUUGCCAGGAAGUCUUUGCCUAAGGUUUCUUAUGUGACUGCGAUGGAUCUCUUUGUUUCUGUUUGUUUCAUUUUUGUUUUUGCAGCCUUAAUGGAAUAUGGAACCUUGCAUUAUUUUACUAGCAACAAAAAGGGCAAGACAACAAGAGAAAGGAAGAUAAAAAACAGGGCCUUGGUGUCCCCUGAUGUCCACCCUGGCUCCACUCUGAUUCCAAUGAAUAGCAUUGCUCUGCCCCAAGGAGAGGAUGACUAUGGCUACCAGUGUUUGGAGGGCAAAGAUUGUGCCAGCUUCUUCUGCUGCUUUGAAGACUGCAGAGCAGGAUCCUGGAGGGAAGGAAGGAUACACAUACGCAUUGCCAAAAUUGACUCCUAUUCUCGAAUAUUCUUCCCAACAGCUUUUGCCCUGUUCAAUCUGGUUUAUUGGGUUGGUUAUCUUUACUUAUAAAUUUCAUGACUAGACUAAAAUUAUAAUUCUAAGCAAAUCCAAUUUAAUCAGUUGUGCUUCAGUAACAUGAAGUUAAAACUUAAAAUGGAGAAAAACCAAUGCUUAAAAUACAAACAGUAUUGUGACUAUUUUUAGGUUUCCAUAGGUAAACAAAAUAUCAGCUUUGAGAUUCAUUUACCUAAAUUUACAUGAAACUUAUGAAUUGUUAAAUCCAAUAUAUUUAAAUACUAUUAUAUAUUUUAUUUUCAUUUUCUUUAUGUUACUUAUAUUCUAUUAGGAUUUGUGAUAUAUACUUUCAAGGUGAAGUAAUUUAGUACAUAUUUUAUUUAAAUAUAUUUAUCAAUGUAAUAGGAGGCUAAUGCCUAAGAUUUAUCUAUUUUUUUUUUUACCUAAGAGGAUUUUAACUUGAUUUUUUUUUUCUUGGUUUUUAUUUGUCUGCCCUGUUUAGUAUAUAUCUUGUUAAAAAAUAAAUAAAAGCCAUGAAUUCCUUGCAUUUUUUUCAAGAUGUUUUACUCCUGAGGAGAAAGUAAUUUAUUCUUAUGAUUUUAAAUUAAUUUAUACUAUGAGUUGAUAUUUAGUAGGGUUAAAAAGUGAUAUUAUGAUUUAUGAAUACAUUGUGGAAUAACUGAAUGAAUCUCGUUGGUAAUAGCACAUGACUUAUAAAAUGACUAAUAUUUGUUUGUCAUUUAAUACAGUCCAUUUCCUUAUAAAAUAUGAAAUACAAAACUCCAGCUACAUUUCGUUUGAGGAUUUGCAAAGUUAAAUAGAAACUACUUCAGCAGGUUUUUGAAAUACAAUUUGAAAAAUGAUAAGCAAAUUAUAUUUAUCCAUUUCAUUUUCCUCCACUAUUUAUGAAAUAUAGAUGAUAAAAUCUACCAACAUAAAUAUUAAAUACAAAAAGAAGUGAUCACUUUUUUUCAUGUGCUACAAAGGUGUGACAGUCUUUAAGUUAAUAAAAUCAUUAGGGAAGAGCACUUGUAUUUACUUUUUGUGGUGGAAAAAGAUUUGGCAAGUUAAGUUGCAAGCCACAUUGAGAAUAUGGACUUACAUAUGUAUUUGUUAGAUCAGACUUACUUGUAAACAAUUUAUGCCUAUGUCAUGCAUUUGUCUCUUCUACCUCUUGAGUUCAGAGCCCAUUGUACAACGUUAUAAAUCAUUAUUAGAUUAUCUUUUAUAGGAAAUGAGGAAAGCCACAGAAUCAUAUUAAGGUGACUUUUAUUACAGAUAUCUUUAAGGAACAUGAAUUUGGGACCAAUAUAGUUUUCAACAGACACCAGACAAGUCCAAAUGAAGUCUCUAUAGGAAAUACUGGUGGGGUCAAUAGCUGCCACAUGUCUCUUGUAAAGAGGAGAGUUAAAAUUAGGUUUCAGUGAUAUGGCCCUGUAAAUCACUUGGCAUAUCAGUUAUUUAUAACACUCCAUAUUCAUCCACCGUCAUUUAAUUUUAUGGAGAAUCAGCAGGGUUAGCUUGGACAUAAACUUUAAAAAUUGUUUCCAUUGCCAAGAAUGAUUACCCAGAUGAAGAGAUUUAUGUUCCAGGACUAAUUUAGGGUUUGAAAAGGAUGCUGUCACCUAUGUACUUGAUGCUCUAGUUUAUAGUGUGAUAAUUCCUCCACAUGGGCAGUAAAAGCCUGAGUUAUCCUUAUGUUUUCGGAAUAUAUAAUUCUUUUUUCAUUUUAACCCAAAUACACUUUGAAAUAUAUUUAGAUUAAAGUGAAAAGAACCUCUAGGCAAAAAAAAAAAGUAGAAAUUGAACUUUACUGACAAGAACUCACCAAAACGGCUGUAUUUUUCUGGGAUGGUGAGUCAAAUUAAACUUUGGACAUGUGUAUAUUCAUUUUCAGAUUAUUUGUGCAUUCUUGUUUAUAGCAAUGAAUAUUGGUGGACAUUUUAAAGAUUAGCAUUCAUUUAGAAAUAAAUGAAAAAAAUACAUAAAGAAAUAAAGUAUUGCACUAAAUUAUUUUAUGGCCAGUUCCAUGUUCUAAGCUGUAGCCUGCUCAUUAUUAUGCAGUAGUUUAGAUUUCCAGGCUCUUUCAAUUUUAUUUGAGCAUGACUACAUUUCAGAGCACUUUAAUAUGCUUGAUAUAAAUUGCCUUGAUUUUCUCAUUGAUGUCUUAUUAACUCUAUUUUAAAUGUUCACAAUAUUUACAUGUGAAAAUACAAUUGAUAAAAAUAUAGAAGAUACUUCUCUCUAUAUAUAUAUUUCUUGUAUAUACCAUCAAAACAAUCAGUUUUCAAAUCCAGUGGUAUUUUGGGCAGCUUUAUCUAAAUUUAUGGAUCAGAAAGAGAUGCAGCAUAAAAAUCUUACUAUACCUAAAAAUAAACAUUGAGAAGUAGAGAUGUGGGCUGGGGAUUUAGCUCAGUGUUUUCACCGCCUGCUGCGCAAGCUCAAAGACCUGAGUUCGAUCUCCAGUAACAAAAAACAAAAACAAAAGUAGAGAUGCAUUUACAUUUUUAAAAUAAAAAGUCAGAAGAGCUUAUUCUCUUAGAGGAUGUACUCUAAUUCUUGUUCUUUUUUCAAGUAUUAGUUGUACCAUGUUGGCAAAGGUCAUUUUUUUAAAUCUUUCUCUUUCUCCAGGGGAGCUAUGUAUUAUUGUAAUGGUUUUACUGGGACUCUUGCUGGAUGCAACAAACAAACAAACAAACCUCUAACAUAGAUCAAAAAGUAGAUGUAAAUAAUGAAAAGAAUAAGAAAAACAGUGGGAUUGAAAAUAACGUUAAAUCACAUAGAUCCAUCCGUGGAAUAUAUGAUCAGGAUAUAAGGGCACUGAGAAGAAUGUGACUGACAUAACUUUGUUUUGAUUUACAAUGACAGAGUAAUAGUUUAUGUAUCCUUGAAUUACAUGAAUAAAAUUGUAAUCACUUGAAGUUAAUUCCUAGAGUGCUAACUAGUUUUAGAAAUAAAAAAGUACUUAGAUUAUCUGAGAAUCCAUUAAAGAAAAAGAAAGAUUCCCCCAGUAAAGCCAAAUGAAAUAUAAAGUUUUGAUGUCAAAUUAAGAAUUAUAAUCCAUUGAAUAUAUUUCAUUUUAAGUUAUAGAGAGAUUUCAUUAAGCUUUAAGUCCUGAUAAAACUUUAUCACACUAUUGGUAAACAUGAAAGCAUUCAUCGGGGUUUUUUUAAACCUGUAAUGUGUUCCCAUACUCUGAUAUCUACAUAUACUGUAAUCAUAAAUAGACUGUAUUUUUCCUUAAGAACAAGAAUAAAAUGGAGAGCUGCAUUCUUGCCUAUAAUUCAGCCUCAGAAAGAAUAUCAGGUAGGACUCUUACACUCAUAAUUGUAUAUAUGAAAUUAUAUUUAAAUUUAGUAUAUUGUGACUAAAUAAUUCUAUACUUACAUUAUAUAAGAGCAUAGCUUAAAUGGAAUGAUUGGUAUGAGUAAAGUUGCAACUAACAAUCAGUAUUUAAUAAACACAUAACAAAUGAAAUGCAUACAUAAAAUUAUCAAAUAUCUAUAUCAAUGCUCUUCCCACUCUUGGAAAAUUUGCUGUAUUAAGGAACCACAUUCCUGAUUACUGUAUUAGUCUUAUCAUUAGGGUUGAAGUGACACAAUAACAACAAAUUUAUCCAGUUCUUCACUGUUAUGUCACAGGAAGUCUGGACAUAGUUGUACUAUGCUUCUGUUGAUCAUCUUUCACUGGCCUUGACAUGGCACUGUAAGGUCACCAAAACAAUUACCAAAGGUUUAUUAAACACAUUGCAAUUAGAGUUUCAAACACUAUCGACACUCACUUUAAUAAAUUUAAAGUUGGCUCUGCCUACCUAUGUUUGCAGUUUAGAAGUGAGAUGGCACAACUCAAAUAUUUAAGGAGCAUUUUCUAUGCACAGACUGUUCCAGAUAGACUAGAAAGAGGAAAUAUGAACUCUUAAGGAACAAACAGAGAGAGAGAAGAUGAUUAGUUAUACAAUUUAAGAAAAGAUGGAUAAUCUGGGAAGAUUUCCAGGAAGAUAUGUGUUUAAAAAUAUGACUUUGAGGAUUUAAUAUGCCCAUAGGUGAGAGAAAUAGAGAUCACAAUUUCUGGUUGAGAAAGAAGCUUGAAUAAAGAAACAGAAGUAUGGACAAAAAUGAAAAUUCCAUUUUAAUUGGAAGUAAUGAUUCAUAUCAAGAUAAUCAAAAGUGAAGCUGGAAGGAAAGACCUAGAGUUACACUUGAGAAAUGAAAAUACAGACUUCAGGUGGCCAGAUGACUUUAUAAAAUCAGGAAGAAUGAAUAGAGAUACUUAAGUACAAAAAGAAGUUAUUAAACCUUCGGAAGAUUCAUCUUAUUAUUACAUUGGGUGUAAGAAGCUUAAAGCAGCUUUUAAAAUAUAGAAAGUGAGUAAGGAUGGAAAUGGAUGUACUGGUGAAAUAAGUUUUCAGUGGGAGGGGGAGAUAACCUGAAAUAAGAAAGAGAAUUGGCAGAUACUAAAAUCUGAUUAGCAAAUGGUAUUGACCAAAAUAAAUGGUGUGCACAUGGGGCCCGAAGGUCCUACAUCGAACAAUAUUUGUCUGUGUGUGAAUAAACACUCAAAUGUUAGAAAGAAAUUCUGGAUGUAUUAUAGUCUUGCUUGCUGUUGUAUUUAAAUCAAAUGCACACUUUUAAGCUUUUUAAUAAUUUAUGUACUAGGGAUGUAAAAAUGAACACUAUCUCAAAGUAUACAUUAAAGGUAGUUUGUCUGGUUUAUUAUUAUUUUCAUAAGAUCUGCUACUUAUCAAAAGGGCUUUCUCUUCAAAUAGCCUCUUUUAUCUUUCUAUCCUAGCAUAUAUA